AUGUCUAUCCAAAGUCUUAUAAAAGUACCAACUUCUUAUUCUCAUUUCAAGCAUCAACGCAUCAUCCAUAAUGUAGCUCCAAUUCCAAAACCUGGGGAUGUUGGAGCACAAGCCGUGGCAAUCAGAAUAGCAGGAGACCAAUCUGCAUUCUGGGGUUGUGGAUUCUUUGGUGCCCAGGACACUCUUCAUGAUGAUAGGGGUCGCCAUUACUUCAAGGAUUGCUAUAUCCAAGGUUCAAUCGACUUCAUCUUCGGCAAUGGAAGAUCAUUUUAUGAGGACUGCCAGUUGACUUCUAUAUCCAGCCCAGUACCAACAGGAGUGAAGACUAUAAAUGGAGCCAUUACAGCCCACGGCCGAGCUUCCAACGACGAAAACAGUGGCUUUGCAUUUGUCAACUGCACAGUAGGAGGGACAGGAAGAACAUGGCUAGGUCGAGCAUGGAGGCCAUUCUCGAGAGUUGUUUUUGCUUUCACGUCUAUGUCUGAUAUCAUUGCCCCCGAGGGGUGGAACGACUUCAACGACCCCAGUAGAGACCAGACUAUCUUUUAUGGAGAAUACAAGUGCUUAGGUGCCGGAUCUAAUAUGACAAUGCGGGUGGCAUAUGCCCAGAGACUCAAUGACACACAAGCUUCACCCUUUCUUAAUGUAUCAUUCAUUGAUGGUGAUCUGUGGUUGCAAACACAGACAUAG
Messenger RNA from Ilex paraguariensis (yerba mate), 690 nucleotides. The record is from the annotation of a GenBank genome assembly. NCBI's taxonomy places the organism in Eukaryota, Viridiplantae, Streptophyta, Magnoliopsida, Aquifoliales, Aquifoliaceae.